UAAGGGGUCCGGUGGCACGUUUCACUUUGAAAUUGGAGAGACAUAAUUCCGGGGUCUGCUGUGAGUAUAACCCUCCUCAUACGGAAAUAUUGACCAUACUUUUGGCACGGAACGCGACGGGAAAGACACGCGCUAGAAUCUUGCAGCGUGGGGGUUAGAUGGUCUAUUCAAUCAGAUAUCUCUUGACGGUUCCGGUUCCGGAUAACUGAUAUUCAUGACGAUCGUGGGUGCGUGUGAAUUGAGUUUCGAACGCGUAUAUAAUCUAUGUCUCUCUUGGUUUAUCCGCCAUCUUACAAUUUCGCUCUUUCACUCUGCCUGCGAUCGCUCCGAUUAUGGCUAUCAUUGUUCCUAACGUCAAUCCCACGACCAUUGAGGACUGGGCAUGCUCAGCAGAACUCACAAACUCGUUCUUGCUCAAUGAGGACCAAGCGCUGCGGGCCGCUCUUAAGAACGCAGAAGAUAAGGGGUUGCCGCAUGAGAUAGCGGUACCCGCAGAGCAAGGAAAGCUCCUGCAGCUCCUCGCCACAUCAAUACGAGCGAAGAGAAUACUGGAAAUUGGUACACUUGGCGGUUAUUCAGCGAUAUGGCUAGCCCGCGCAUUACCUGAGGACGGUGAACUCGUUACUCUUGAGCUAAACGAGAGAUAUGCGCAGGUGGCUCGUGAGAACAUAGCAAUUGCCGGGCUAUCAUCUAAAGUCAAUGUCGUUGUGGGUCCCGCCAGAGCAACGCUUGCCAAAAUGAAGUCCGAGCAUCCGUUUGAUUUUAUUUUCAUCGAUGCGGACAAGGCGUCGAACACUGAUUACUUCAAGCACGCAAAGCGACUGGUACGGAGAGGUGGUACUAUCAUUGUUGACAACAUGAUGCUAGUUGGUCUCGUGGCUGAUCCGACAUAUACGGACGACAACGUCGAGGGCGUUAGGGCACUUCUGAAGGAGCUCAAAAAUGAUCCUGAUGUCGAUUGUACUGCCGUUGGGACUGCAUGCUAUAAAGGAUUUGAUGGGUUUCUCUAUGCCGUCAGAAAAUAGGCUGCACAUUUAUCGGACAUGGAUGUGGACUCGGAGAUCAAUGGCGCUUUACUAAUAAUUUUACUCUCAUCUACCAUCAUGAUUUCUACAAUGAUUUUUAGGAUUUCCAGGGAUGGUGUCGUUUCU
Molecule: messenger RNA, 1151 nt
Organism: Desarmillaria tabescens
Lineage: Eukaryota; Fungi; Basidiomycota; Agaricomycetes; Agaricales; Physalacriaceae
Product: O-methyltransferase-domain-containing protein
Exons: 5
Coding region: 333-1025 (230 amino acids)
Molecular function (GO): O-methyltransferase activity; S-adenosylmethionine-dependent methyltransferase activity
Source: RefSeq, a predicted model, not a curated record